AUGGAUCUGCCCGACGGGGGACAUGACAUUGUCCAUCCAGAAGUCAGAGCACACAUCACCAGUCUGAUCUCCGCCCUUGGCGGCAUCAGCACCGAUGAAGAAGGCCAAUAUCAACUUGGUGACGAUGCCCUCGAGGUCUUGCGCGACAUCAAGCGGUGGAUUCGCUUCUAUGAUGAAAAGACAAACCGAAUGGACGUAGCCAGAUGUGUCUACGAAGGCAAUCUUGUGCUGGGCGACCUGAUCCCCAUUAUCGCAAAAUGGCCCGAGGAGUCGAUGGACAACAAGUUUAAGAGCAGAAUCGUGCUAUCCUGUUUUGAGGUCAUGGUUCCUUUGACUUGGCCAAUUGACCAGGAUAAGGAGAAGAUGACCGUCAACCACCACAGACACGUCCCCAUCCUCGAGCUCGCGCAGCUGCAGUAUAAAAGUGCCAUCAUCAACUUUGACGGCGCCAGAAUCUUACACUCGGCCAUCCGAUCCGCUCUUCCCUCGAUGGCUGUUCCAAUUGGCGAUCGAACGCCGAGAGACCAGGGCGUCAUCAAACUCAUUCUCUUCCUCCUGCGAAAUAUGGCCAUGAUUGCACCAUCACCAGGAGUUAAAUUUGACGGCGACGAGGGCCAUAUCUCUCGGUCCACCACAAUAGAUGCAUUUUCCUACCAAGAUGUCUUCAUCGUAUUACUCACCAUCGCCUCUAACAUGGGCGAAGAUUUCAGAACCGAGGAUGCAACAGUCAUGGAAAUUAUCUAUCACCUUGUCAAGCAAGUCGAUGUCGAAAAGCUCUUCAUGGAUGAAGAUCAAAUCAGCAAGGCCAUGGCCGGAGAGCUGUCCGAUCUCAUGAAAAAGGAAUCUGCUCAACAACAGGCAGGCAACAGGAAGGGGCCUACAAGACAUAACCGUUUUGGAACUAUGGUCUGGGUCAAGCGCGAAGAUGGCAAAAUGACAUCCUUGUCCGGACAAGAUGCGCUGGCUGACGCAGUCACGAGAAGCAAAAAGAUGGAUGCUAGCAAGAUAUUCCGCCCUACUCGGCGCAGUAGAAAGGCGAAUAAGGAGGAAAAAGAUCUCGGUCUUCCGACACCUCUGACUCCAGGCGCAGUCAAGCAGCUUCGCUCCUUUGUAGAGGAAUUCCUCGACUCAGGCUUCAACCCUUUGUUCCUGCAUAUCCGGAAAUCUAUCGAUCGUGAGGCACCACAUAUCAUGGAAUUUCAUCGACGCCAAUUCUUCUACCUUAUUGCUUGGUUCCUCGACGCCGAACGGGUGCGCCGCCAACGCAGCAAGGCCAACAACAAAAAAAGGGCCGAGGAAGUUAGCAGCUUCAACUUGAUAGCGAGUGUUUUGAAUCAGGAAAUGUUCAUUACGCUCAGCAAGGGUCUUCAUGAGUCGUACGAUUACAAGGAUUGGCCUUCACUCUCUGCAGCCAUGCGCUGCUUCACUCAAAUCUUGCUCACGAUCCAAGAAAUGGCGGAAGAGGGAACGGACGACGACCAGGAAAUUGCGGAAAACGUCUUGAGCCGCCUCUUCUACGAAGAAUCAACACACGACAUAAUAGCCAACAUUGCAAGAACGUAUAAGGACCAGGGCUUCGAGUACCUGGAUGCCGCCACCGAGUUGGUACACCACUUCUUGCGUGUUCUGGAAGCCUAUUCCAAGCAAAAUGCCGACAUGCAGGUUCGAUCCAGGAAACGCGCGCGCAGAAAGAAGAAGGCGGAGACUCAACAAAGCGGCGUCGACGAUGAAGAAAACGAUGAAUCCGGACAAGACGAAGCAGCGGUAGAGCGAACAUCAAAAGAACGAAAAUUCGACUUCCACCGAUUCACAUCACGGUUCACACCGCAAGGCGUUGUAAAUACAUUCAUUGCCUUCACCAAAUACUAUCGCGAGCUUAACAAGAUGCAACUAAAGCGAGCGCAUCGAUAUUUCUACCGAUUGGCGUUCAAGCAAGAUAUGGGUGUUAUGAUCUUUCGAGUCGACAUGCUUCACAUGCUGCUGAAUAUGGUCAACGGGCCAGAUGCACUGGAUAGAUCGUCGAAAAUGUUUAAGGACUGGGAAGAGUUAAUCAAGCAGCUGUUCCGUAAAUGCUUCAAGAAGAUGCAAGAACGGCCUGAACUUAUUGUUGAAAUGCUCUUCAGCAAACUUCCUGCGACUGCUUUCUUCCUCGAAUAUGGUUAUGAAAAACAAACGUCUGUCGUCAAGGCGCAACCUCGGCCAGCCGCCGAGCUUGUUUUCAAACACACCACUGAGCAUGAUCAACAAGUCGGCAUUACGGUUGGUGCUUUACUUGACAAGAAUGACUCGGAUCACCUUGAGUGGUUCAAAAAUGUCCUGACCACUGCCGAAAUUGAACGUCGUUCUUGGAGCAAUGCAAACGACGAGCUCCUGGCAACAGAGACUCCCGUUGAUGAUGCCGAAAUGGCCGAAAUGCCACAAGAACCAAGACUGCCCCCGGUUAUUACAGUUCGUCCCGACAGUCCUGAUAGGCGAUCAGCAAUGUUCAAGAAUCCCUACCUACGACUAUUGAUGAAUCUCGUUGGCGUGCGGCUCCUGGGCCCAGCAACUGAGGAAACACCGGAAUCAGUCUGGAUUAUACCAUCCGAGGUAACCGCCAAUCAGCUCAAAGACGCGCUUCACUACAUCAACCAAGCAGAAUUCAACCCGCCCACCUUUGAAGAUGGAACUUCUGCGGAGCAGCAACUGAAGCGCAAGACAGUACCGCGCAAGAAGGCGGCUUUCGAUGACGAUAAUGCUGAUGACGAAGACGGCCUGGAUGACUUCUUGGACGACCCGAUGAUGUUCCCCGCAGGUGGCCCCACGGCACGAAAAGUGGUUGAUGAAACCAAAAAAUCUCAAAAAUCUAAAAAAUCUCGAAAGAGGCGGAGUGCAUCGGAGGAAAUUGACGACCCCGAACGCGAAGACCGUGCUCGUAAACGGCGCGACAAAGAACGAGAAAAGGCUCGCAAGAUCAAGUCCGCCCUAUACGUCAAAGACGGAGACGAUGACUUUGAUUCUGACGAGGAUGAAGAAUUCUUUGCCCGCGAGCGUGCGAUCAAGACUCGAGCAGAACAAGCGGCCAGGUCUGCCAUGCGCGGCUUCGCCGACGAUGACAGUAUCGCGCCUGGGCAGCCCGCCGCAAAGCCAAGAUCACAAGCCCUUUUUGACGACGGCACCGAUGAUGAGGAUGGAGUCGACAAUGUCAAUUCGGCGCACCGCAUACUGAGCAGCCAGUCUACUGUCGAUGCCAGCGAGACUCACGAAACCGAGUUGGGCGGCGGCGGUGCGGAAAGGCAAAAAAGACGAAGACUGAGUCCGAGAACGGACGAUGACGAGGACAUGGGCAUGGGCGACGCUGACGUCGAAGAAAGAAUCACCUCUGGGACCGUUCUGGCGUUGGACGGAGGCAGUUCUGCGGAGGAAGAGGAUACUGCAGCACCGACUUCGACGGCUCGCAAGUCGCGCGUCCGAGGCGGCUUUGUGAUUGACAGUGACGAUGAUGAGUAG
This is a messenger RNA of Cordyceps militaris CM01, 3489 nucleotides long. RefSeq names its product drug resistance protein MdrA. Gene Ontology annotation, biological process: DNA repair; DNA replication checkpoint signaling; replication fork arrest. The transcript has 2 exons. NCBI's taxonomy places the organism in Eukaryota, Fungi, Ascomycota, Sordariomycetes, Hypocreales, Cordycipitaceae. The record is from RefSeq and is a predicted model, not a curated record. Gene Ontology annotation, cellular component: replication fork protection complex. Gene Ontology annotation, molecular function: DNA binding. Bases 1 to 3489 code for a protein of 1162 amino acids.